Molecule: messenger RNA, 1204 nt
Organism: Bursaphelenchus okinawaensis
Lineage: Eukaryota; Metazoa; Nematoda; Chromadorea; Rhabditida; Aphelenchoididae
Source: the annotation of a GenBank genome assembly
AUGAACCAAAUCCAAUUACUGUUGAUCUCGACUGUUCUCGUCGUUCUUGGCACAGCGAAACCGCUAGUCCAGCCGUUUGUUGGCGAUUUUGACAGUGACAGGUCGUUAAAGCGACUGUUACUUGUCGAUUUGCGCGAUAUUGUGAAUAACGAGCCCGAAGUCGAGGUUACACCGUUGAAUGUUGACGAUAGUGCCGUAGAGAGGAUUCAGAAGAGGAGGCUGGUGAUGGGCAUGCCCAACAUACUGCAUAUGGGCAACAAACGCAUGGCGAAGAGAAUGUUAAGGGGUGCGCAGUUAGUGCACGAUCUGGCUAUGAACAAACGGCGGAUAAGUAAGUUUUGAGAAAGUGAUACUAAUGGUACUAAAAUUUAAAAAAUGGUACCAAUAGUAUUGAAUUUAAGAAAACAGGGCCAGUACGGUUCUAAUUUGUAAAAAUUGUACAAAACAUAUUUAAAUUGAAAAAGUGGUACUAAUAGCACCAAAAUUUUUUAAAAUUGGUUUUAACGGUACUAAUUAGCCUAUUUUUCUUAAUAGUACUAAUUAGUAGCAUUUUUACAUCAAAUUUAACUUUUAAUCUACUACAAAAUUACAAAUUUUUUCAAAAAUCAUUUUCAAAAUCUCCUACUACAAUAUUCAACAACAUCCUCAUGUUGCACAUGACCGUAUAACUUGUUGUCCCAUAAGUUUCUCACCCUCUUCGCGGUGAUAUCACGGUGCCAAUCUCGCUUUUAUAUGAAUAUUAAUUUUUGCUGAAUGUGACGAUUAAUAUUCAUAUACGACACUGAAACUUAAAAAAAAAGUUUAUGAAUAGACCUGGUUUCUUGGAAGCGGCGCAUGCUAAACGUACGAGUUUUCACGUGAAGAAAAGAGGGGUUUGCACUAGUUUAGACUUGACUAUUUGUAAAUGUAAAAAGUUGUGACAAUUUGCAAAAACCAAUAAUAUUUGUGACACUUCGUCAAAAACCAAUAAUAUUUGUGGCACUUCGUCAAAAACCAAUAAUAUUUGUGGCACUUCGUCAAAAGCAAUACUUUUUGUAAGGUUUUGUCAAUUUCAAUACUUUUUGUAACACUUCGUCAAAAACCAAUAAUAUUUGUGACACUUCGUCAUAUCAAAAAAUAAUUAAGGAUUUUUAACAAAAAUUAAUUUUUUGCUUUUUCAGGUAUGCACAUGCCAAACCUGGUGUACAUGCGGCCCCAGAAGUAA